CGAUGUAAAUCGCUGUCUGGUAAGCAUUUACAGGGGAACCACUGUAAUCUCUGUGUGUAUGGAAACAGCAGUCGCUCUGCUAAGAACAACCCAAAUUAGUGGGUAGUUGUCUAUGCGAAACUCCUUCGAUUAAAUUCGUAUACCAUCUAGUCAACAGUGGUGUUGUAGCAGCUUGUUAAGGAUUUCCAGGAGACCAGCGCUAGCUGGUGCUCUUAGUGCUGAUUUGUCUCGGUGUGUCUGUCUCCUGCUGUAUCAUCGUGGCAUAAAUAGUACGCAUCGAUUGAUACGCAUUUACGUGACGACGUAAACUACGUUUUCUUGCUGUUUUGGUUAGUGAACGAAGUCGUACGCCAGACAAUCCUGGACGAUAAAAGCUAUAGCUACUCAGUUCGUCAUCUUUUUCCACCGGCAGCUGCGAAGACCAAAACAAAGACAAGGUGUCAUCGUUGACGUGGAAUUAUCUUGUCGUCGUUGUUAACAAUUUCAGUGACGAUUAGGCAGCCCCAACAGGGCAGCCAACUUCUCCGGCCUCAUCAUGUACCAGUCACAAGGAGAUGUCGACCAACUCACGCAGACGAUCACGACAAACAUUCGCAAGAUCUCGCAGAAUGUCAACUCUAUGCAGCAGAUGAUUAUGCAACUGCAGUCGGCGCCGUCAUCCGACAAUGAGUCCGUCCGACAGCAAUUGAGUAAAAUGCAAAGUUACACCAAUCAGCUAGCGAAGGACACAAAUAAACUACUCAAAGAGUUGUCGGCCAAUAACUCGGGAGCCAAGAACAAAAUUGUCAAAGAUCGGCUAGCCAGCGAUUUCUCUGAUUCGCUCAAAGCGUUCCAGUCAAUCCAACAUAAAGAGGUAGAUCAGGGUCGCGCAGAGGUUCGGCGAGCCCGUGCAGCCAGUCAGCGUGGCAAUCUCAUCGAGCUUGGAGGUCAGCUGCCACCUCCGCCCAGCACACGGCCUGGGCAGCAGCAGACGCAACAGCAGGCCCAGCCGUCAAGUGGCUACCAACAAAUUCUCAUAAUGAAGGAGGACCCGAAUACGGAAAUAGUGCGUCAAUGGGAAGAACAAGUCAGCGAGCUUGAACAAAACAUAAUUGACGUGAAUGUCAUAUUCAAGGAACUCGCCACAAUGGUCCACGAGCAGGGCGAAGUGAUUGACUCGAUUGAAGCGAGCGUCGAUAGCGCCACCAUCCGGGUGGCCGAGGGGGCCGAACAACUAAGUCAGGCCCGUCAUCACCAGGAGCGUGCACGAAGGAAGCAGAUCUGUCUCAUCGGCUCAGGCAUCAUAGCACUGGCUAUCUUAAUUCUCAUUAUCUACAACUCUGUAAAAUGAUUGGUGAGAGAGAGAAAGCAAGUGAGAGAUUGUCGAUGAGUGAACAAAAUGAAACAGAACGAAGACAACGUGGAACAUCU
Molecule: messenger RNA, 1410 nt
Organism: Varroa destructor (honeybee mite)
Lineage: Eukaryota; Metazoa; Arthropoda; Arachnida; Mesostigmata; Varroidae
Product: syntaxin-7-like
Biological process (GO): vesicle fusion; intracellular protein transport; vesicle-mediated transport
Cellular component (GO): SNARE complex; synaptic vesicle; membrane
Molecular function (GO): SNAP receptor activity; SNARE binding
Source: RefSeq, a predicted model, not a curated record